AACACAAACAGUUGCUCCUGAUUCUACAGUUUUUCCUCUUUGUUAAAAUUUAAUCAGCAAUCGGAAAGAGUUCGCUAGCUAUCGAUGAAUUUCAAUUUCUGUUAUCACGCGCCUUUUACAGAAGGGAACCUGGUCAGCGGUUUUCCCCAACACGUUCACUUCAUUUUUAAUGUUAAAUUAAUAUUUUUCUUUUUUAUAAUGAUUUUUUAAAAGCUUUUUAAAGAUUCUUUUUAAGUUCUUACGAUCCCCAAAAAUCAGAAAAUACGAAUUUUUCAUUUCUGGAAUUGUGGAACUAUUUUAUAGGGUUAGGGAUAACUUCAUAUUUCUUGGUAACACUCACAGGGUCUUAUCAUGUUGCGCAACAAAGUAUGUGAUUAACAGACAAGAAUCGAUAUAAUUUGCUAGGUGAUUCAGAUACGUACAUUUCUGGCGGUAUCAAGGUAACAAGAGGAUGAUCUAGAGCCAGUUUUAUGAUUAACCUCGAGUAUCACACAGCUUUAUUCGUAUCAGUGUUUGUAACUUCCCAUUUAUGAUGAUUGGUCUGUAUUUUUUAUCUUGCUACUUGAUAACAGUUGCGGUUUCCAUUAAGUCCCGACCUGAGGAUGUUUUUUAUCAAGCUUCUGUCGUGGAGUAUAAUCCAUUCUCUGGAAAAGACGGAAAUGAUACCUUGUUCAAAAAUGCAAACGAAUAUGCGAAACUCAUCAAAGUAGCUGCUAAAGAUGCAGAUAUCAUUGUCUUCCCAGAACUUGGUUUGAAUUAUGAUGACGACACUAUUUAUAUUGAAAUUCCAAUUGGAAUAGCACCUGUUGACAACUCUAGUUCACAUCCAGUUUUAAGGCAGUUAUCAAAAGCUGCUAAGGACAAUGAAGUGUACGUUUCUUUUACUAUUCAUGAAAAAGAUAAAUCUUCAGAUGGCAAGAUUCUUAGAUACAAUACAAAUGUUGUUUUUGAUAGACACGGAGUCAUUGUUGCAAGGUACAGAAAAUAUAAUCUGUUUAAUGAGGACUAUUUAAAUGUUACUGAAGUUCCGGAAGUAGUUUUCUUCGAUUCAGAUUUUGGAGUUCGUUUUGGAAUGUUCAUAUGCUUUGAUGUAUUUUAUAAAGAACCAGCCUUGACUCUUGUAUAUGAAAAGAAUAUAACUGAUAUUAUUUACCCAUCGUGGUGGUUUUCUGAAUUACCAUCUAUGCUUUCUGUACAGAUGCAGUUUGCUUGGUCAUAUAUGACUGACACCAAUCUUCUUGCUGCAGGAAUAAACUCAAUUGAGCGAUCAAGCACUGGCAGUGGAAUAUAUGCAGGGAGAAAAGGUCCUCUUGUCUAUGUUUUCAGUGAACAAGAUGAAACUAAAAUUUUGACUGCUAAGGUAUUCAAGAAAGGAAAAGAUGAUGGUCUCAGUUGGAACAAGUGGGAGUUACUAAAGAGUUCGUUUGAUGAGAGUGAUCUGCAGCUAUGGAAUGAAGACCUAUCGUUGUAUGAAACUACUUUAUUGACUCCUGUUCGUAGUAAUGGCAGUGAAACUGACUUUAAGGACAAUUUGAUUUUAACAGAGAUACUGAACAAAACAAUGUGUCAAGGUACUCUAUGCUGUGAAUUUAAGGUUAAUAUGACAUUCACGUAUCGCCCUGAAGCUUACUUGAAUAUGUCUGAUCCAUCAUACACUAAAAAUGAUUCAUUUUAUCAUUAUCACUAUAGAUUAGCUGUUCAUGAUGGUGAAAGGGGUUUUUAUGGUGCUAAAUUUGCUGGAAUCCAAGUAUGCUCUAUAAUGCCUUGUUUAAAUUAUUCUUUAUCUAGUUGCAGUAAGAAAAGUGGUAAUACUUUACCAAUCAUGAUUGAAACUUCCAAUUAUGGAAAAAUAUAUUUGCAUUCAACCUCAUUUAAUAGUAUUUCUAUAAAAGCAGUUUCGAAAAAUUUUAUUGAUUUUACAUUCCCUGAUGUAUUAGUGUCAUUCAAUCAUUCAAAUCCAAAAUUAAAUAAAAAAGCAUUUGGAUCACUGCCAGAUGUUUCCAAAAUAAAAUUUGACACCAACCAUUUCACCUCAAACUUAAAAUUUUCAAGUGACAGGCUAGCAUUUGCUGGCAUUUACUCUAGAAUUGUUUCACGUGAUCGUGAAGAAAAAAAACAUGAAGAAAAUUCAUCUGUAAAAUGUGAAUCACACAUACCUUUAUCUAUUUUUAUGGCUCUAUUUGUAAUUUUUUCUUUUACAAAAAUGUAUAUAUAGUUAGUAAUUUUCUAUUUCUUAAUAAAAACUGUUGAGUACUGAA
Messenger RNA from Nezara viridula (southern green stink bug), 2258 nucleotides. The record is from the annotation of a GenBank genome assembly. NCBI's taxonomy places the organism in Eukaryota, Metazoa, Arthropoda, Insecta, Hemiptera, Pentatomidae.